AUGUCCCGAAGAGCUUUCUUCGGAAAGCUGUGUGGAUCUCUAGGAGUUGGAGGAAGCUUAAGUCUUCCGAGUGUGAUUGCCGAACAUGAAUUGAACGAGCGACGGAUCGAGCCAUUGAGAAGUAGGAGAGAACAACUGUUGUCACUGAGAACAGACAAGUUUGAUGUUCUUGUUAUUGGCGGUGGCGCAACUGGCUGUGGAGUUGCAUUGGAUGCCGUUUCUCGAGGACUCAAGACUGCGCUGGUGGAGAUGGAUGAUUUCUCCGCUGGUACAUCCAGUCGUAGCACGAAACUCAUUCAUGGAGGUGUGCGUUACUUGGAGAAGGCAGUCUUCGGCUUGGAUAUCGAGCAAUACAAGAUUGUGAAGGAAGCUUUAUUUGAACGGGCGAAUUUAUUAGCGAUUGCUCCUCAUCUCGCUUAUCCUUUGCCGAUUAUGUUGCCUGUCUAUCGCUUUUGGCAAGUCCCAUACUUCUGGGCCGGGAUAAAAGCGUAUGACUUCGUCGCCGGAUCCCAGCUCUUGAAGCCAUCUUACUUCAUCGGAAAGAAAAAGGCGUUGGAACGUUUUCCGAUGCUUAAAACAAAUUCUCUCGUGGGGGCCCUGAUUUAUUACGAUGGCGCGCACAAUGACGCGAGAAUGAACAUCGCAAUCGCAAUAACAGCUGCGCGUUUAGGAGUUAGCAUAGCCAACCACGCGUCGGCCAGUAAAUUAAUCAAGGAUAAAGAGGGUAAAGUCUGUGGCGCAGUCAUCAAAGACGAAUUGAGUGGUGAAGAAUUUUGCGUCAUGGCCAAGUGUGUUGUGAACGCAACCGGCCCAUUUUCCGACGACGUGCGCAAGAUGGACGAUCCAGACGUGGCCACCAUUGUGAAGCCGAGCAUGGGCGUCCACAUCACAUUGCCGGACUAUUACAGCCCUGCAGAAAUGGGUUUACUAGAUCCAUCCACGAAAGAUGGUCGAGUGAUCUUCUUUCUUCCUUGGGAAAAGCACACGAUCGCUGGCACGACGGAUACGCCUUGUCCUAUAACACACCAUCCUUCACCGACCGAGGACGAUAUUCAGUUUAUUCUUGCUGAAAUCAGACACUAUUUAAGUCCUGAUGUGGAUGUGAGGAGAGGCGAUGUGCUGUCCGCCUGGAGUGGUAUUCGGCCUUUGGUUAGCGAUCCGUCGAAAACUAACACGCAGUCUAUUGCCAGAAAUCACAUCGUUCACGUCAGCGAUUCCGGCCUUGUUACGGUUGCUGGUGGCAAAUGGACGACGUAUCGGGCAAUGGCGGAAGAUACUAUUACGAAGGCUGUCGAAGAAUGCAACUUGAAACCAAUCAGUGCUUCGAGGACGGCUGGUCUUCUGCUUGAAGGAGCCCACUUCUGGACUCCUACGCUUUUUAUCCGCCUUGUCCAGGAUUUCGGCCUCGAAACGGAGGUUGCGCAACAUCUCUCCAACACUUAUGGUGACAGAGCGCUUUCAGUCGCUAAAAUGGCGUCAUUGACUGGAAAAAGAUGGCCUGUUGUCGGUCGUCGUAUUCACGAAGAUUUCCCGUACAUUGACGCGGAGGUUCGUUACGCGGUUCGUGAAUAUGCGUGCACUGCAGUCGACGUAAUUGGACGCCGCUUGCGACUAGCUUUUCUGAAUGUUCAAGCCGCAGAGGAGUGUCUACCUCGUGUGAUUGAUAUAAUGGCCGAGGAACUUAACUGGAACGCUGCCGAAAAAAAGAAACAAUUUGAACAAGCGAAGGAGUUCUUGGAUUCAGAGAUGGGAGGAAACAUGAACAAGGAAAGUCGUGAGAAAGUGUCGAUUAAUUUGACGAAGGAAGAUAUGAGCAAGUACAUCAAACGAUUUCAGCAGUUGGACAAGGAGAACAAAGGUUUUAUUUCAGUGAACGAUCUGCGAUUAAGCCUCAAGGUAAAAGGAAAGCGAUACUCCGCUGAGCUCUUGCAAGCUCUUAUCCGCGAAGCAGAUUUGAAUCAGAACGGUUUGAUUGAAUUGGACGAGUACCUUCAGGUUCGUUACGCGGUUCGUGAAUAUGCGUGCACUGCAGUUGACGUAAUUGGACGCCGCUUGCGACUAGCUUUUCUGAAUGUUCAAGCCGCAGAGGAGUGCCUACCUCGUGUGAUUGAUAUAAUGGCCGAGGAACUUAACUGGAACGCUGCCGAAAAAAAGCAGUUGGACAAGGAGAACAAAGGUUUUAUUUCAGUGAACGAUCUGCGAUUAAGCCUCAAGCGUGAAGAAGGAAAGCGAUACUCCGCUGAGCUCUUGCAAGCUCUUAUCCGCGAAGCAGAUUUGAAUCAGAACGGUUUGAUUGAAUUGGACGAGUACCUUCAGAUGAUGGCCGCAAUCAAGUCUGGAGGCGCCGGCUCAAGUCGGCUGGAAUGCGUCGCCCGACAAGCCCCUACUGACGAUGACGGUGACAGGGGCUUGACCUCUGUAGCGCGAUCUGGUGGAGAUCACAGUUCUCGUAAUCGAUAUUCUGAUCACCCGCGACCGACAUCCUUGUCCUCACCGGACUGUUCUUCCCGGUUUGACGAUUGUCGCGUCGUCAAGUCCACGUCCUACGUUCGAUACUUGAAAACCGAUCAAAGGAUCUACUACUGUCUCGACGAUGCCUUCUCGUCACCGAUUCUGCGUCGACGCCGACGUUCAUCUUCAUCUCUGGAUUCUUCGAUCUUGCGCGGGUCGAACAACCCUUUUGACGAACAUUUCCUUCCGUUGAUUGGCAGGCCGUUCGUCAGUCCAGCGAUUUUUGACAAUGUUGUCAGUCCGGAAGAGGAAAUUUUGACGACGUGGACAGUAGAGCAGCAAGCGGAAGUUUGUCCAGUAAAUAUUGAUGUCUCUACGGCUGUUGCGGAUGAAACUGAUCUCGAGGAUCCAUCUGAACUCAUGUACCAAGAAAAAAUUGAUGCUUACUUUGAAAAGUUCCACUGCAUUGUGACUCCGAGUCCGGAAACGAAGGCGGAUCAUGAAUUAAUAUCACCAUGUUCAAUCCUAUUCCAACGUCUGAAUCUCACCGCGAGGAGCACACAAACGCAAAUUUCGAUUCCCCCUCAGGAUCUUACUCCAAAUCGUGCGCAUUUGCUUUCCGGUGCCUACUCUCUGGGAGUACAUGUCGAGAGUUUAGAAUCGUCCGGAGAACUCUCGGGUCAUGAUACGACGUUGGAUGAUUCGAGCAUGUCGCAGGCUUCUGGAAAUCCUCGACGAAGAUUAUUCGUUUCAAGUAUUCCGCUUGAUGUUGAUUCUGGCCACAUGGAUGAACCUGAGAAAGAGGAAGAGUGCGGAGCUGAAGUUGAGAACAAGGAAGAAAAUCUGGAAGAAAAAUGUGUCACUACGAAAAACUGUAACAAUGAUGAAAGCUUCGUGAGCUUCCAUCCGUCCAGGAAAGCAAAUUUCAAUUCGACGAUGUUAGAAAAUGGACCCGCUCUGGAAGUGGAUUCAGGAAAUGGUUCGCAAGGCAUUUCCUGUAAAUCACGAAGUUUGGAUUUUAAAGAACCUUCCGACAAUGCGGAUGAGGUUUUACAAGCAUCUUCCAAUGCUCAGGAUGAGCGCAACGAAUAUUUCUCUUCUGUCAACUUGGAGGAGACUCGAGCGGAGUAUUUCUCGGACAGUGGUUCUGAAUGGAACGAUACCGGAUCUGCGAAGAAUUCCACGCCUGUGAUUUCCAGGGAAAAAGCCGUUCUGAGAUAUGCGUCUUACAUGGAACGCCAUGUUGGAACGCAAACGGAUUUCAGUUUGGCUGUUGCUGAUGUGCCAAUGGAAAUUGAAGAAGCUUUGAAGGAAUUCCGCUUGGAGGACACGACCGAUACGAAGCCGAAAUUUUGUGGUACGCCCAUUCAAGCGUGGAUCAAGAAGGGAUUCGUGGUUCGUUCUUCAAGUCCGAAAAGCUUUGAAAAGCGCCGGUGUUACAAUUCCCACAGUUCCUCUGAAGUGUUGAUGUGCCCAGCUUUCGUAGACCAGACGGGUCAGGCUUCAAAAAAAAUAAAUGACGACGACGACGACGAAAAUGCUUUCUUGAAGCCGUCGCAGUGGCAGAUGGUUUCGCCUGGCUACGAGUUUUCUCUUGAAGCCGGAUGUGAACGAGGUCGAGUUCAGUUCGAUGAUGAUUCUUUCGAGCGAGAAUUCUGCACUCCGCGGAAGCAUCGAGCCAGUAUUAAACCGGCUUUCGAAGUUGAUGAACCAAAUCUUUCUCCGAUUCGUGUCGAAGAUGAUGAUGAUCACGCUAGCCCAAUCAAUCAUGCGAUUGAAAAAAUGGACGGUGAUUCGAAUAUUCAAGACGUUAACGUCAAAUGGCAGCUUGACUGCGAGAAGUCCAAGCGAGAUUCAGAAUGGAACAAGGAAAACGCUAAUGCGCGCCUGUUCUUAAGUCACGCCGAAACUGAGGCCUCCUUUGGAAUAGACGACACGGGUUACCAAUCGAACCAACUUUCGUCCAUUACCGGACAGUCUCACUCGUCUUCGUCUCACGUGAUGCAAUAUCCUGCCAACAAUGUGGAGCGCUCAUUCGGGAAGGAAUUGUUUGUCACAACGAAAUCUGGCGCGAGGAAACGUUCGCAGCCGCGUGGCUUAUCGUUGGAUGAUUCCCAUUUGGUGGAACCGAAGACUCCGCAAGGGAUCGUUCGAAGAGUUUCGGCUCUCGGUUGCGAAAGAUCCGACUCAUUUCCUGAUUACAUGGGUGUUUCCAAAAGACACUUGGUUAGGAGUUCGAGCCGGCAUCAAUUGAAAGAGCCAUGCGCAUGGCGCAGUCAGCCGUCUGUGCUCUCUGAUGAAGCGUCAUUCGUGGAGCCUAAUUCCGGAGGAAGCUCCAUUGGAAGGAUUUCGAAUGCGAGUUCCAUUGCGGAUGUGUCGAGAGUUGAAGACGUUUCGUUGCAUCUCAACAUUUCGGGCAUGAUGCGAUGACUUCGAGAGCUGUGUAGAUACAUGUAUUUUGUUCAGUUAUUCCUUGGACGGGCUGUUUUUGGUGAGAUGUGAAAAUAGUUGUGAUGCCAUGUAAAAGAUGCUCAGUGAGUACUGAAUAUGUGACAAUUGAACCCCGCUCUUCGUGACUCGCUUUGGCUCUCGCCAGAGAUAUGAUCAGUCAAACGAAAUGCUUUGUGAUGUACAUUUUUUCUUCAGCGUGACGGUUGAAUCUUUUACAAAUUUUCCUACGCAGUAUAUGUUUUUUUUUAGUCGAAAGAAACGGAUGUUGUUCUCGAAGAAA
This is a messenger RNA of Notodromas monacha, 5182 nucleotides long. The record is from the annotation of a GenBank genome assembly. NCBI's taxonomy places the organism in Eukaryota, Metazoa, Arthropoda, Ostracoda, Podocopida, Cyprididae.